AUGGCGAGCGAGUUGCAGAUGAGUCCGCAAUUGGAGCAGAUCCAUGGUGAAAUCAAAGACAACUUUCGAGCACUCUCAAAUGGAUUCCAAAGGCUAAACAACAUUAAAGAUUCUAAUAGACAAAGCAAACAGCUGGAGGAACUUACUGGGAGGAUGAAGGAGUGUAAACGAUUGAUUAAAGAGUUUGACCGUGAAAUUAAAAGCGAGGAGAGCAAAAAUCCUCCUGAAGUAAAUAAGCAACUCAAUGAAGAGAAGCAAUCCAUGAUAAAAGAGCUGAAUUCCUAUGUGCAACUGAGGAAAACGUAUAUGAAUAGCCUUGAUAACAAAAGAGUUGAACUCUUUGAUAUGGGAGCUGGAGCAAGCGAACCUAUGGCAGAAGAAAAUGUUCAAAUGGCAUCAGCUAUGUCCAAUCAAGAACUUGUUGAUGCUGGGAUGAAGACAAUGGAUGAGACUGAUCAGGCCAUUGAACGCUCUAAAAAGGUUGUUGAACAAACAGUUGAAGUGGGAACUCAAACUGCCGUUACCUUAAAAGGCCAAACUGAACAAAUGGGACGCAUUGUUAAUGAGCUGGAUACUAUUCAAUUCUCAAUUAAGAAGGCCUCACAGCUUGUGAAGGAGAUUGGGAGGCAGAUUGUCAACCCCAACAACAAAGAUAUCAAGGACAUUCCUGGAUUGGCUCCUCCAGCCCCCUCAAGGAGGCUGUUAUAUGUGAGAAAUCCAGAACAUUUUGAGUAG
Dovyalis caffra is the source of this 735-nucleotide messenger RNA. Lineage: Eukaryota; Viridiplantae; Streptophyta; Magnoliopsida; Malpighiales; Salicaceae. The record is from the annotation of a GenBank genome assembly.